Molecule: messenger RNA, 1336 nt
Organism: Neogale vison (American mink)
Lineage: Eukaryota; Metazoa; Chordata; Mammalia; Carnivora; Mustelidae
Exons: 3
Coding region: 1-633 (210 amino acids)
Source: RefSeq, a predicted model, not a curated record
AUGAGUGCCUCGGUGUUGCCGUCGCUGUCGUUGUCUUCGUCGCCGCUGCAACCGCCACGAACGCCGCGGAGGCCGGGCUUGAAAACAUCUCCGGUCUCCGUCCGUCUCUCACCACAGCCUCCUCGCUCCCAGGACAGCGCCGCCCAGCGAUUGGCUGCGACGCAACGCCCGCCCGCCCCUUCCGCCGGCCCCUCCCCGCUACCGCGCCGCUCUUUCAGUUCUGUGGAGAAGCUUCCCGAGCUGCGGGGCGGAGGAGUCGGAAGGUGUCGCCGUCUCCCUCAGCCGUCACCGGCCCGAAAACAGACGGGGAAUUGGGAUGCUCAAGAAAGCAGCGCUGGCUCGGCUGACGCUGCGGUGCCGGAGGGCUCUGCAGUCUCUUUUUGUGGCGACCAUGGCCGUGGAUGUGACUGGAAACUUCUGGAAAUGGCGGCGACGGCGGCGAAGAGGCUGAACACAGGGUAUUCUACAUAUUAUUUUCGUAGGGCGGGUGGGCGAAUUUGUGGGGACGAGCCCGGGAAAAUAGGUCUAAAGACAGAGGCAGGGUAUCUGUCCCCUGAAUUCGCAGCUGCGAACAGCUGGCCCGGCCUGUACCGAGAUGCGGGGCGCGUCGCGGCCUACAGGUCCGCUUGGUAGUGCGCUUGCGCCCUGGCUGUACAGCGCCUGCACUGGAUCCCCGGGGACCCGGACCUGCGGGGAGCUCGGCGGCGCCCCGACGCGCCGGCCCUCACCUGUGCCAGGUGGGGCCCCAGUGUGAGUUCGAAAGUACAUUAACGUGCACCUGGCGCGGGGACAUCGUCGCGAGCCCCCAAAUACUCUCUCCCAUUCACACCUUCGAGUGACCUUUUGAGAGAAGGAAGUUUCUCUACCCCCUAGAUAGUAUUUCAGAGGAUCUGCUCAAGUAUUGGAGAAGAGCACGUGAGGAAAAUUUACGGUCUCGGCGUACCAGCAGCGGGUACUCUUAUUUCUGGACGCUUUUUAUUUACAUCGGGGUUAGCCGGCAACAGUUUGUACGUUCCUUUACUUAACCACCGAAGGGAUUACGUAAUCUGAGGGAAACCAUCUUAUUCUGACUUCACUUCUGAACGCUUUUUGUUUACAUCGAGGUUAAUCUGCCAGUUUGUUCAUGCCUUUAUCUAACCACCAAAGGGGAUACAUAAUUGGACGGAAACCACCUCCCUCAUCAUUAAUGAUGGUCUCCCAACUAUAGCACCUACUUAUGACUUAAUGGAGUAACAUUUGUCUACGGUGAUGUGACACUUUAGACUUGACACGAAGUUAAAUCCCAACAAAUUACAUGAAACAUAAACUUGCAUUAAAGAUUACUAAUUUUUCCGUU